AUGCACCCAAAACUGGGAUUUGAAGCCGCAAUCAAGGCCAUUGCUGAGUGGGUUCAGCCGAAAUCGGCCAUUAGCCACCUCAUCUUCUGCUCCAUGUCAGGCGUGGGCAUGCCUGGCGCGGACGUAAUACUUGUCAAGCUCCUUGAGCUCUCGGCUUCCAUUAACAGGCUCAUGCUCUACAAUCUCAGCUGCUAUGGAUCCGGAACCGUACUCCGCAUCGCCAAGGACAUAGCUGACACCAACCCCGGGGCACGGAUACUUGCUGUUCGGGCUGAGUCAACUUGCCUUAGCGGUCGGAGGCAGUAUAGGGAGCAUGGCACCACCGCAUGUCUAGAGCAGGUGGUGCCCACAUUGGUUUGCUCCAGACUGGAGGCAUGCUUGGUCAAGGCUUUUGGCUGGGCCACCGAGUGCGGCGUCGCUAGUGAUCGGAACUCCAUCUUUUGGGUCGUGCACCCGGGAGGCUGGAAGGUUCUUGACGAAGUGGAAGAGACGCUUUUUGCUGACGAAUGA
Molecule: messenger RNA, 510 nt
Organism: Rhodamnia argentea
Lineage: Eukaryota; Viridiplantae; Streptophyta; Magnoliopsida; Myrtales; Myrtaceae
Product: chalcone synthase B-like
Exons: 2
Coding region: 1-510 (169 amino acids)
Biological process (GO): polyketide biosynthetic process
Molecular function (GO): acyltransferase activity, transferring groups other than amino-acyl groups
Source: RefSeq, a predicted model, not a curated record